Messenger RNA from Zootoca vivipara (common lizard), 2636 nucleotides. NCBI's taxonomy places the organism in Eukaryota, Metazoa, Chordata, Lepidosauria, Squamata, Lacertidae. The record is from RefSeq and is a predicted model, not a curated record.
CAUGCUGCAUCAGGCAGGACGCUGCUGAGACUGGUUGGCGGUGCCAGUUUAUCCCCUUAUUUAGCAUUUUUUAAAGGGGGGGGAGGUGUUCGUUUGUUUUUUAAAUAUUGCAACAAGAGCUUUCCACUUCCAGAAUCAGGCAGUUGUGAAAUUUUCCAGCAGUUAUUAAUAAUGGCAAUGUUAAUUGUUCAGAGCGUCAUAUUAAUGAUUCACAGCUGAAAUUUCACGGCGGCUUUCGAAAAACCAACAUGGUUUCUCCAAAAACUCGGUAUCUGCUGUUCUUUCAAUACUUUGGGACCAAGUAUUGGUGAGUAAGUGGCGUGAAGGAAGUUCCUCCUGACCAAGCGGUGCUUGGAGUGCAGAAUCACUUGGAGAUGGCAGCAGAGAAGCUCCGGCAUUCCACGCCGAGCAAGUUCACCAUCUCGAGCCGCACAGACUCCGGGGUGCAUGCCCUCUGCAACGCCGCCCACCUCGACAUUGAGAGGUCAGGCGGGAAGCCGCCUUUUGCGGGAAACAUCCUCACCGACACUCUCAACCACCACCUAAAGCCUGAGCCCAUCCGCAUCCUGGGUGCUCGUUGUGUCCCCAGCACCUUCCACGCCCGCUUCUCAGCCCGGUCGAGGACGUACGUCUACCGGGUGGUGACCGGGUGCUCUCACCGUUUGGAGCUGCCGGUCUUUGAGCGGAACCGCUGCUGGGCGACAUAUCGAGGCCAUCUGAACCCGCUGGCCAUGCAGGAGGCAGCGGCCUUCCUGCUGGGCACCCACGACUUCAGCACCUUCCGCUCAGCCUCUACGGAACUCCCCAAGCGAGACCCGGUUAGGACCCUUUCGCGGGUGGAGGUCAGGCCUGUUCCUGGCUUUCUCUCGGAGCACAGCAAAGACAGCCAUCUGAGGUUUUGGGAGAUGGAGUUUACGGGCCCCUCUUUUCUCUACAAACAGGUGCGGAGAAUGGUUGGCGUCUUGGUGGCCGUCGGCCAGGGGCGCCUCGAACCCCGUCACGUGCAAAGGCUUUUGGAGAUCAGGGACCUGAUGGCUUACCCCAAUAACACCAUUGCGCCGCCCGAUGGACUCUUCCUCAAAGAUGUGGAGUACUGUGAAGCUGACUUGGAGAUCAGCGAAACGGAAGCAGAAUGGCAGCCUAACUGAACUCCCCAUGACUGGAACAGAGAGAGGUCAGGGGAGGAGAGCACCCUCUUUCCUGUUAUAUGGCCACAUGUCUUUAAACCUAUUCACAUACAUACUUGGAACAUUCUUCAAUAUCCCAUCCCUACAAAACAAACUAUAUCCAGACAUUUGGGGUGGGGUGUGUGCUUAGGGUGCAAUUACAUUUGAACCAGGAUUUGAACCCAAAGCUCUUGAACUGCAACCUCAGGCUGUUUUAUGCUGUGUAAGACAGAACAUGGCAUCCUGAGAAUCUCUGCUUAAUUCUUUUAGAACAACACACUAGUCCCUAGUGAUAAGCUUGCAAACACAGGACAGGGCUGUCUUGGUAACAGGAGGCAGACUGGGCCUUGCCUGGCCAGUGAGGUCUUGAUGCAGCAGAGUGGCUUCAGUUUCGGGGUUAAGCUCUGCCUCUGCCAGGAACUCACUAGGGGGUCCUUUUCGGCAGUCAUUCACUUCAAAGCCUUUUGUGCCUCAUCUGCAGAACUGAUGUGAUCCUUACUGGCCUACCUUAGAGCGCCAUUAUGAGGAUUACAGCAAGAUAGCAUGCGUGAAGCCAUGUGGGUGCCACAUAAAAGGGCUAUACAGUAUGUUGAUUUUGAUUGUGCAAAAUAAGCAGCUACUGUUAGCAGCUUGCAGAAAUUGUUUUUUGUACCCUGUUUUGUGGACUACAUUUCCUGAUCAUCCUUUGCGUAGAAGAUUGGGGGAGAAGAGAUUGCCAAAUUAGUUCAGCUAUGUUAGAUAUUCUUAGUAAUAGUUUAAGUUAGAUAAACUAGAUUAGAUAAGGUGAAGCUUCCAGUUAGAAACUCAGCACUAGCGGUUUGUGUUAUCUGCAGUCCCAAUUCCUGGUUUGCACAAUGGGUGGCCUGUUGACCCAAAUGCAACCUGCUUGUAGCCUACUAAUAGCCCACCAUGGGCUUAGUCAAUCUCAGCUUUUGGGUUUCUGAGAACUGCAAAACUGAUUGGAAAGAGUGUGUGUGCUUGUUUUUAAACGCCUGGCAGGCCCCAGCCAAGAUCUAAGGGAGCUGCAUUCAGCCCAGCAGCUUUGACCGAGGUGCCCUAAUCUGAAGAGGCACCACUGCGCCUUUGGGGGGGGGCAGCUGCCCACACUGCAGGCUGCUUUUGACUCCGCUCUCCACUUCCUGUGACUUUUCAAGAUGAAACAGAGAGUAGGUGGAACUUUCUUUUUAUCUUCCCCUUUGCAAAAAUGCGGAGGUGCCGACUGCUCCUCUCCAUCUGAGGUUCAAGAGGAGGUGUGGAGUUAGAAGAAGCCUUCAGAGAGGAAACAGUCCUUGGUGGUACAACAGCUGAAGACUGGCAGCCCAGGAUAAAACGGACUGUUUUGUUCUUCGCUGGGUCAGCUCUGCUCACAGACAAAAAGCUUGCACCUCUUUAGCCCACCGCGAAGAGUGAGACCUCCUUAACUCCAGCUACCCACUAAAGACCCAAGGCUCUGACUUUGAACAGCGUGCC